AUGUCGGUGCAGGAGGACCCGGUUCAGCGCGAGAUCCACCAGGACUGGGCCAACCGCGAGUACAUCGAGGUGAUCACCAGCUCCAUCAAGAAGAUCGCGGACUUCCUCAAUUCCUUCGGUACAGAAGCCGCCGCCCUGGCCUUCUCCUUCCUUCCUUCCCUGUGGGGGUCGCGAUCCCUGCCAAGCGGGGCGGGGGGGUGUCUGGCUGGGGGCGCUGCUUGCCCACCUUUACUUUCCCUUUUCUCCGCCUGCAGACAUGUCUUGCCGCUCGCGCCUGGCCACGCUCAACGAGAAGCUGACGGCGCUGGAGAGGCGGAUCGAAUACAUCGAGGCCCGGGUAAGGCGGCGGCGGCGGCGGCUCCUUAGGAUGGGGGACCCCGGAAGGCGAUGACCCCCUUUGCCUGGCUGGCUGCACCCGCGGCCGACUUGGCUUCGGGGAUUCUGCUGCCACGACCCCCUGCUCCCUUUUGCAGGCUUCCUCCAGGCACGGAAGCCAGGCUUGCUUUUGCCCUCCCUGGAGGUUGAGAGGAACCAAAGUGGUCAGGCAGCAGGUUGGGCGCAGGGAUGUAAGAAGCCGCCAAAUGCUGAGUCAGAUCUGGACCGUCCAGCUUAGUAUGACCUGUGCUGAUGGGCAAGUGGCUCUGCAGGGUUUCAGUCAAGGAAUCUUGCCAGCGCUAACUGGAUAUGCCUGCAAUGGAACCGCUGCCACUUAGCUAUGGCCCUUGUGUACUUAUGAUUCAUAAAUAAGGCACCUCAUGGGUCAUCUAGUUCAACCCCCUGCACUGCAAAAGCCCUCCAGUCAGCUUCUGCCUUUCCUCCCAAACCUUCCUGUACAUAGAAAACUAGCAUAUAAGGGAGAAGGCAGACACAUUGUGAUACAAGCCUUUUUUGUUGUUGCCUGGAGCCUUCUUCAUCACACACAUUUGGCCCACACAUUCUACCAAGAAAAAUCCGCUACACUUAACGCUGUAUUUGAUUUUAAGUUAUCAUAUUAGGGGAAAGUACAUAUAUUAUUUAUAUAUUUCAUAACAUGUAUACAUUGCUUGAUUUUUUUUUAAAGCAGUUUACAAAAGUGCUACCAGAGUGGCGUGAAGUAGGUUAUUGAUGCUCUUUUCUGAAAUUUUGGUUGGCAUAGUGAAGGUAUUGACUUAACAUGGAUUUGGGAUUGUUUCAUAUGGGUCAGCCCAGCUACUUUUGCUUUAUUUUUAGAUUUUAAGGCGUUAUGUGAUCAAGUGUGCCCACAAAAAAUAAUAAUAUCUAUACUCCUGCACCAAUACUACAUAUAAGUUUCCUAAAGAAACUUAGGAAUAUCCUCUUCCCCCUUCCCCUCCCAAGAAACCACAUUGCAAGGCAAGCAAGCUCUCUUCUUUCUUUUGACAGGUAACAAAAGGUGAAACGCUGACAUAG
This is a messenger RNA of Podarcis lilfordi (Lilford's wall lizard), 1407 nucleotides long. NCBI's taxonomy places the organism in Eukaryota, Metazoa, Chordata, Lepidosauria, Squamata, Lacertidae. The record is from the annotation of a GenBank genome assembly.